UAGACUCUACUUCAAGUCGCAGUUUUGUUUACAUUUUUGUUUUGUUUUUGUGGCAUGGCUGCAGAGAAAGCGGCGCCGGAGCUGUUGGCGCUGCAACCACAAGGGAAUUUUCCGCCGGAUUGCAUUAUCCAACGUUGUGCCGCCAAGGAACUGACAUACAACGAAUUCUACUGGCGUUACAUGCACGCCAACUGGCCGGUUAUUAUAACAGAUGUCUCCAACAGUUGGGAGUGCCGGAAUUGGGCGCAGGCCGGCAAAGAGAAGGACAACGCAAAUGCAAACAUUAGCCCAAGUUUAACUGGUCAGCAGGAUCUGAUUGAUUUCGACUACCUCAAGAGCCGCAUUGGCAACUUCGAUGUUCCCGUCGCCGACUGCAAUGCGACAUAUUUCAACAGUCAUGCCAAACUGGAGCUGAAGUUCCACGAAUAUCUCGACCGAUGGCAACGUGGAAGUGGCAUGGAAGUGAAAGUGGAAACAAACUGCAAUGUGGCCAAGGACAAUCUCUACCUCAAGGACUGGCAUCUGGCUGCCCAGUUGCCCACGUACGAGUUCUACCAAGUGCCCAAGUACUUUGCCUCGGAUUGGCUGAAUGAGCAGCUAAUCCAGGAGAAUCGCGACGAUUAUCGGUUCGUUUACAUGGGACCCAAGGACUCCUGGACCUCCUUCCACUCGGAUGUGUUUGGCUCCUUCAGCUGGUCCACCAACAUUGUGGGCCACAAGAAGUGGCUCAUAAUGCCGCCCGGCGAGGAACUCAAGCUGUCUGAUCGACUGGGAAACCUACCAUUUAGCAUAGAUGAAACGCAACUGGAAGAGCACAACGUGCGCUACUUUACCAUCAAUCAGACGGCCAAUGAGGCGGUGUUUGUGCCCAGCGGAUGGUACCACCAGGUGUGGAAUGUGACGGACACCAUCUCGGUGAAUCACAAUUGGUUCAAUGCCUGCAACGUGUCGCGUGUGUGGCGCAAUUUACUGAGCAACCUGGAGGCUGUGUGCAAUGAGAUUGCCGACUGUCAACAAAUGGACAACUUUGAGGCACACUGCCAGACCAUGUUGCGAGCCAGUUUUGGCAUCAACUACCUCGAUUUUAUAGAGCUUUUGGAAUUCAUAGCCGCCCGCCGAUUAGCCGCACUCAAAGACCAAACACCUAGCACCAGCUUUUUACUUUUUGAUAGAUAUCAAAUGAACGAAUAUCAUCUGCAAUCCGAUCUCGAGUGCGUCCGUCGGCUCCUAGCCAACAUGCUGCAGGAGUCGAGUGUGCUUCAGUGUCCCGCCCAGCUUCACGAACGUUGCAGUCGCCUUUGGCAACAGCUACAGCAGGAGAGGAUGUAGGAGAAGCAGUCUUAGUCAUAGCAUAUGCAAGAACUGGCAUAUUUUUAUACCAAAGUUGUAUUUAUAUACAAUAGUCGUAGUAUUUUAUUAUGUACAUACACAUGAUUAUGUAUUGUUAAGUACUGUAAUGUAAUGUAUACAUAUUUAGCUAAA
Molecule: messenger RNA, 1482 nt
Organism: Drosophila innubila
Lineage: Eukaryota; Metazoa; Arthropoda; Insecta; Diptera; Drosophilidae
Gene: JMJD4
Product: 2-oxoglutarate and iron-dependent oxygenase JMJD4 homolog
Exons: 2
Coding region: 55-1329 (424 amino acids)
Biological process (GO): negative regulation of gene expression; positive regulation of translational termination; protein hydroxylation
Cellular component (GO): cytoplasm; nucleus
Molecular function (GO): histone H4R3 demethylase activity; sequence-specific DNA binding
Source: RefSeq, a predicted model, not a curated record